Sphaeramia orbicularis (orbiculate cardinalfish) is the source of this 1747-nucleotide messenger RNA. It is a transcript of the gene ccdc74a, whose product is annotated as coiled-coil domain containing 74B. The record is from RefSeq and is a predicted model, not a curated record. Bases 258 to 1208 code for a protein of 316 amino acids. Lineage: Eukaryota; Metazoa; Chordata; Actinopteri; Kurtiformes; Apogonidae. The transcript is spliced from 7 exons.
GGAAGAGAAACGUAGCUAGGUUAAUUCAGUCUAACAAAGUGUUUACGAGUAGCGUUAACAUACUUCAACUUAGUUUUAGCGAGGUUUUAUCGCCUAGAGUAAUGAUUAACCUUUUCCCUGAGAAUAAACGUUAACUAAUAGUGUCGGUCAUGUAGCUAAAAUAGGUAGUGGGAGAACUUGGUGCCACCUUGCUAGCAAACAAGAGACGCUAUUAGCAUGUUUUGUCAACCGAAUAUGGUUUAACGCUAACUAAAAUAAUGUCAAGCAAUAAUUUUCCACCAGUGCACCAUUUACCACACUGGACCCGCAUUGGGAGUUUAAGCAGGACUUGUUCUCCACUACGUUUACCUGCCAGCCAACUAAAGCAGCUGCCUGUUCUCCCACCGCCGGUUGACAGAGACAGGGGACAGGUGAGGGUAGAGGAGGCGACCUGCCGCGGAGGCACCGACCCCCGCAUCGCUUCACUGGAGAGAAAUAUCCAGUUCCUUCAGCAACAGCACAAGGACACUCUUGGGAAGCUUCACACAGAAAUAGAAUACCUCAGACGGGAGAAUAAAGAGUUGCAGUAUAAGCUGAUAAUGGAGUCACCAAAGUCAAGUAGAAAAGGUUUGACAAACAGUCAACGAGGCAUUAGGCCGCCCACCCAGGGAAGUGAAGCUCGUAUGGGCAUCUAUCUGGAGGAGCAGCUCCAAGAUACACGACCACUGCAGGAUCAGGCGGUCAGCAUUGGAGAACUGAGUGAAACUCUAGGUUCAUCUAGGCAUGAUCAUGGUCCAGAGCUGAAGGGAGGCCUCAUCACUUCAUUACAGCCUCUACGAAUCCACAGCAGCCCCUCCCACCCACCACGAGCUCCCACACUACAGGAGUGUGAGGUCAUCAUUCGUCAGCUGUACAAUGCAAACAGUUUACAGUCUCAGGAAAUUAUACGUGUGAAGGCCGUGCUAAGAGAUAUUGUUUUGAGCAAAAAAAUUACUCCUGAAAACUACAUUCUCACCAAGACCUACCUUGCUGAUGGCACUCGCAAAUAUUCAGAAGUGGAGAGAUUGCCAAAGCUCGGUCUUCAAACGUUUCCUGACAAACUGUCUGGACCCUCUCAGUCUGGGGUGAUUUUACCAGCUCUCAAACAGACAUUCAGCACCAACAUUGCUGAGAGGCAGAGGAGGACACGUGCUGUUCAGAGGAACCGUUUUAAGAGGACAGUGCACUGAAUACAGAACGAACUCUAUCUUAUCAACACAUCCAGUUAAAGUAUUCAUGUUCUCUAGUUCCUUAUGCAGGACAGUAUGAAAGAACAAGGAAAAGGAAAAAAAUGUGAAUUUUGCACAUACAGAGAAUGUCUUAUAUUUAGCUUUGUGCUGGGUGUAAUGUAAAGCACUUGUACUACAAAGUUGCUCUUCAACAUAACACUAGCCAUUCAUUUUAGUUAGUGGAAGUCAGUGGGAAAUGGGUUUAGGAGGCAUAGUACUAAUGUUUUGCAGCUCUGCCAAAUCCUGGGCAUUGUUGUAAUUAUCUAUUUACAACAAAACCUAUUGUGGACUAAAUUGUUUGGAGGAUUCUGGCCGUACACUUGUGUAAAAUAAACACUAAAAAUCCAGUAAAAGAUUUAAACACAAAAGAACACUGUGAGAGUUUGUGUUUUAUAUUCCCUUUCAUUGAUUCAGGACAGAAUAUGUGAAUGCACCUUUUAACAUCACAGACUAGUCAGGUUAUGAUACAGCAACUAUUAUUAGCUUAGAUUUUAUAGAUU